AUGAAGCCUGAUGCAACAGCACCAGAAGCUCAAAGUCAGCCAUUGAAACAAACAGAAUCUAAAACCCGCCCACCAGUCAAAAGAGAAAAGUGGAAAGAAGAAGAGGUCUGCGCUGUUGAGAAGCACCUGAUGUCAUUCAUAACCACCUGUCGUGUUCCAGGGAAAAAAGACUGCGAUAAGUGUCUGCAAAACGAAAAGGAAGCACUCAAAACCAGAGAUUGCUCGGAGGUGUGA
Messenger RNA from Knipowitschia caucasica, 234 nucleotides. The record is from the annotation of a GenBank genome assembly. NCBI's taxonomy places the organism in Eukaryota, Metazoa, Chordata, Actinopteri, Gobiiformes, Gobiidae.